AUGUCGUCAUAAGGCGCCAAUAAUUGCAUGAUAAUUAGUCUACUUUCGGAAUUAAGGAGCGUGCAUUUGUUGUUUACAAACAGGCAGCGUUUCUGAACAUCUGUCAGUAAUAUGCCUGACACAUCGAAAACCGCAUCAUAUUUUACAUUGUCUAACAUUCGGUGGAUAGGCAAUGGAGAAAUAAAAGAUCGCCGGCGUAACACACAGCAUUAUAGGAGGUUUAUAAAAGAUAACGAAACCUAUUCUCUUGGAGAUUGUGUCUUUAUUUCUCGCGAGGAAAACAUCUCAGGAUCUUGUGAUCUGGAAAAUUGCUAUGUGGCCCAGAUAAUUGAUUUAUAUGAAAAAGAACUUGUAUACAGUAAAAGUGAAGUCCAGAGAUUUGCUGUAGUGAGGUGGUAUUGGCAGUUUUCCGAAGUCCCUAAACAUCUUCAAAAAAUGUUGAAAGGUCAAGAGAUGGCAGAUAAUGAAGUCAUAUUGGACAUGACCAAUCAAUUUGAAAGAGACAUUGAAUUGGAUACCAUAUUGGGCAAGUGUAAGGUCCUUCAUAUUACAGAUGAUGGUUCCCCAAAUCGUCAUAUUCAGAAAGAAGAAAACAACAACACAGACAAAGUAUUUUUUGCCAGAAAAGGUUUUAAAGGAAAGACUUUUACUCAGUUAAGUGGAGAUGAAAAUCAGGACUUGUUUAUAAAUAGCUGCCCCGGUACACCUCAAAACAAUGGUAAAAGAAGAGACUCAGCGAACAGAGCUUGCUUGACACCAAAUGGGAAUCGACUUUUAGACAAAGUUUUUUCUUCAUCCGAACAAAUUCUGAAAAAAAUCACUAACUCAAAAGCUGGGAAUGGAAAUGAACAUGUGAAAAAUUGGCCAACAAUGGAAACACUUUUCAAAAAAACUGACAAUAUGACAUGUCUAACGUCACCAUCAUUGAAUAAAGACAAAACAAAUAAUAAUGCACUCUCACCACUUCAAAGGCUAGAAAGAUUGAACCAAAAAGCUGUAGUGGACUUGAUUAACAAAGAUUCUGAUGAUGAAAAUGUAAAUGACUCUUUGUCCAGCAGUUCUGACAGUGAGUCAGACCAUGAGGCACUUAAUGGUGAGGCACUGAAUAAAAGGUUUAGGGAUAGUGAGGAUGAAUUUGAUACUAAGAACAUGAUCUCCACCAAAAGGCAAAAGAUGGAUAUCAGUGAUGAAGAACCAGAUGUGAAGUCUUCUGUCAAGCCCAACAAAAUCCAAGUUAAGAAAUCAAAUAGAAAAAACAAUGUAGAGCAAAGAAAGUCUUUGAAUAAGAAUAUCAUUAUGCUUCCUGUGGUCAAACUAGAUAAGCUUGAUAAGGCUGAUUUCUAUUUUGGCAGUAAUACUUUUAAAGACAAAGAUAACAUUGACAAGAAAGAUGAUAAAAGUACCAAAAGCCCAUCUAUUAGUUUGUCAGAAAAUUUAGAUAUUCCCAGAGCAGUUUCUAAAUUAGUCAAUUCUCCACGUAGAAGGAAGUCAAUAUUUGAAGCCCCUGAAUGUGAAAUUCUUACUAAGACUCCACUUGCUAAGAGGAAAGGCUCUGACAAAACUCCAGACACUUUGGAAGCGGGUAGACGUCGUUUAUCAGUCAAUUUAUUUGGAUCAAUAGAGAUCUCUUCAAAUGCAAGUUUGGAUUUAUCCAAAGCAAGCUCACCAUCAAAACCCUUGGAGGAGUCUGAUUCUGAACAAGAGGAUGUCUUCAAAGAUUUGAAGAAAAGACUUUCAGUAACCUUUACACCUAUCAGGUCGAGCUCGAGGGUAGUGAAAACUCCAAAGAGAUUUUCUCCACAAGCAGAUACAACUCCUAAAAAAGAGAAGUCCCAAAGCUUUACAAACCUGAUUAGCAGCAGAGAAAGAUCUCAGUUUAAUACUCCAGACAAGAAUCUCACGCCACAAAAGUGUGGCCCUUUGAAUACACCAACUCGCCAGUUGCGUGGUUUAAACUUGAAUGAUUCCCCAUCAUCUGCUUCAAAGCGUGCUACACCGAGAAGAGCGACAUUAUUAAAGAAGGUGUCAUACGCUGAACUCAGCCAAUCAGAUGAGGAGAUACUUCCUGAUACUAUCGCAAAAUCACCAGGUCGAGUGAGAAUUGGCAGAAAACAAACACCACAAAAAUAUGAUGCUUUGAAUACACCAACUCGUCAGUUGAGUGCUAUAAGUUUGAAAGAUUCCCCAUCAGCAACCUUAAAGCGUGCUACACCAAGAAGGGCGGCAACAUUAAGGAAAGUGUCCUAUGCUGAAUGUAGCCAGUCAGAUGAUGAGGUACAGCCUGAGCCAGUCAGAAAAUCAUCCAGUCGAGUAGGAAGCGACAAAAAAAUUAUAUACAGAAGUAUCCACAAAGGUUCUGCUCGUCUGUCCUUAAAAAAAAGUGACUUUGAUGUUGAUGACAAUAGUGAUGUAGACAAGGAUUAUGAUGUCAAUAAGGACAUUGCAAGUGAAGAAGAUUCUUCUUUUAACAGUAGCGGGGAUGAACUUAGUGGCCAAGAAGACAAGAGCAAACCAAAAAAGAAAGGAAGGCAUAAAAAAGAAAAAUCGACUGCUUCAGUUGUCAAAUCAGCCAGAUUAUCCCGAGUACUUUCCAUUGCCAAACCCAAUUUACCAACAAUUACUUCUUCCAAGAAAGUGUUAAAAACAGAUUUAGAGGAAGCCAGAAGCAGAUUGCAUGUGUCUGCUGUUCCUGAUUCUCUCCCUUGUAGAGAAAAAGAGUUUUCUGAUAUCUUUACAUUUGUUGAAAGCAAACUUAUGGAUGGUACUGGUGGGUGUAUGUACAUCUCUGGAGUACCUGGCACUGGGAAGACAGCCACUGUCAAAGAAGUGAUGAAAAUUUUAGAAGCAGAGCGAGAUGAGGGAAACUUAACCAAUUUCAAAUUUAUUGAAAUCAAUGCCAUGAGACUCACAGAACCAAGGCAAGCUUAUGUUGAAAUACUGAAGGCUUUGACAGGUAAUAAAGCCACAGCUGACCAUGCUGCUAGCCUGCUGAAUAAAAUGUUUACAUCACCAGGACCUCGUUCUGAGUCAGUUGUUGUUUUACUAGAUGAGCUGGACUUACUGUGGACACGCAAACAAGAUGUCAUGUACAAUAUCUUUGAUUGGCCGACCAAGGAGAAGGCCAAGCUAAUAGUUCUUGCUGUGGCCAACACCAUGGACUUACCCGAAAGGAUGAUGAUGAAGAGAGUUGCAAGUCGUUUGGGUUUAACAAGAAUGACAUUCCAGCCAUACACCUUUAAACAGCUUGAGGAAAUUGUUUUGUCUCGUAUGAAAGGUCUCAAAAUAUUUGAUAGCGAUGCUGUCCAGCUUGCUGCUAGAAAGGUUGCAGCUGUUUCGGGAGAUGCUCGCCGUGCUCUAGACAUAUGCAGGAGGUCAACAGAAAUUGCUGAAUCCAGAGCAGGAAAUGAAGACACUGCCUUGGUUAGCAUGGUGGAUAUUAAUUCAGCUGUGGAGGAAAUGUUUUGCUCCCCAAAAAUCCAUGCCAUCAGAAACCUUUCUCUACAAGAACAAAUGUUUCUGCAAGCAGUAGUAGCCGAGUUUCAAAGGGCUGGCAUUGAAGAGGCUGAGUUUUCCAAAUUAUUUGACCAGCACUUGACUCUCUGUCGCUUUGAAGGUAUUCAUGCACCCUCUAUGACUGAAUUGUCUGCCUUAUGUCAACGUUUAGGAAGCAUGCGCCUACUUCUUGUAGAACCUGGGCAUCUUGACCUGCGCAUGCGAGUACGCCUGAAUGUAAGUCAGGAUGAUGUAGUGUAUGCCCUGAGAAAGGACUCGCAACAUUCAUGAAAUCUGGCUACCCAAUAAAAUGUUACAUUUAACGAAGAUCUUAUACAUUGAUUUUGAAUGUAUUCAUAUUUUGACUUGCAUAAAUUAUUUAAAUAUUCAUGUUUCCUUAUCUUUGUGUGCAUGUAAAGUUGGAGAUGGACACAUUGUGAUUCACUGGUUAUGAGUGACACUUGAUUCACUGGUCAUGUAUUUCAUGUGGUGUACAUAUUUAAGCUUUACAGUAACUGUUUUUUCUUUAUAUUUGGGCAUAUUUUUUUUCUUUUUGUAGUAUGAUUUUGGUACAAAUAUAUUUCAAUUUAAAGUUAAUCCUAAAAGAGGCUUUACUUAUUUCUUUGUCUCUCUCUCUCCCUCUCUCUAUCUCAAUAUAUAUAUAUAUAUAUAUAUAUAUAUGUUUUACCGAUGCAUAGAUUAGUCAGGUGCUUAUUUUCAAAUCAGACUAUAAAAAAUUCUAAUUUCUCAAUUAGUCUGCAUCUCCUUCUGGUAGAGUGAAGCCACUUUUAUGGUUUUAAUUGAAACAUUAAUUUUAAAAUAUCAUUCAGUCUGAAAAAUAUGCAGAAGUUGGCAAAGCAGAUUUAUAACUAUAACAUAUAAAAUGUGAAAAAGAAUUAUUCAUUUUUUUUGUCUACACUUGCAUACAUGAAAGAAGGAAUUCCUUUUUUUAAAACAAAUUGAAUGUUCAUUACUUUCCAUCUAUUUCUUUGAUUUUUUUGUCUCUCUUUAAUAGGAUCAGUGUUGUAGUUGUGUAAAUGAAGUACACCUUGCCUUAGAUUUGUUAUUGCCACCUUAAUGACUUUCACAUUAUUCCUUGGGCUAAUCAUUGCAUAGUUCUGAUGGUUUCUAUUUGUUUCUUUGACUACUUCACAUUUUGUAAUGAUUCAUGUAGUUCUUUUAACUUGUCAUCUUCUGGUCAAAGUGUACUUCCUAACUCAAUCCUACCUGACCUACCUUAUAGCAAUACACAAAUAGGAACAUUAAUUGGUGUAAAAGUCUCAGCAUUAACUCAAUUUAUUUUUAUUAUUCCUGUAUGACUAUGAAUGAAAUGAAUUAAUUUCUGUAUGACUUUGUGCAAAUGAAAUUAAGAAAUAAGAUCACAAUGACAUAUGCUACAAAUGUAUAUUCUGAAAGCAAGUAUUUAUUGUUCUGAAAGAUUGAACCUCUGUUUGGUUUACUCCUGAUUAAUACUUAAUGAAAUAAAAUGAUCUUGUGUUUCAAUUGUGUGUCUGUCACAUUUGUUGUCACUAUUUCAUGGAAUAAAUUUUGAAUUAAACAACC
Messenger RNA from Biomphalaria glabrata, 5055 nucleotides. Its product is annotated as origin recognition complex subunit 1-like. Gene Ontology annotation, biological process: DNA replication initiation; mitotic DNA replication checkpoint signaling. Lineage: Eukaryota; Metazoa; Mollusca; Gastropoda; Planorbidae. Gene Ontology annotation, cellular component: nuclear origin of replication recognition complex. The transcript has 16 exons. Gene Ontology annotation, molecular function: DNA replication origin binding; chromatin binding; ATP binding. The coding region runs from base 112 to 3783 and encodes 1223 amino acids. The record is from RefSeq and is a predicted model, not a curated record.